This is a messenger RNA of Dermacentor andersoni, 1676 nucleotides long. The record is from RefSeq and is a predicted model, not a curated record. Lineage: Eukaryota; Metazoa; Arthropoda; Arachnida; Ixodida; Ixodidae.
AUGGAAUAUCAAGUCGCAGACACCUCCAUCAGCCCUGCCGAGCUUGAAGCUGACUCACGCUGGGUCCGUGCCGUGAAAGCACGCCGUGCAGCCGCGGCCCACCAGCCCGUCGUCUCGCCACCGCCUGCCUCGCCACCAUCCAAGACUGCCUGCACUACCACUCUCCGUCGUCACGCUCCCCUACCUCGCCUCCCAGCGGAGGACUUCAAGAUCGUCUACAGACCGGGAGGAGGGCUUGACCUCCGCACAACCACUAACGGAGCCCUGCUCCAAACCCUUUGCACUCGUGCGACCAUCGACUACGCCAGCGCACGCACCGCCGACCGUGUACGGAUAAAUCCGUACAACUCCCUUACUGUCAGCACCCCAUCUGAACCGCGCGCUCGCCUCUACCUCCGAGUCUCGGAACUCCGCCUGGGUGCCAUAUCUUACCCCCUGCGUGCCUACAUGGCCGCACCCGACAACGCCCUCCGCGGUAUCAUACACAACGCAGUGGACUCCCAAACCCAGGACGAGAUCGUCCAAGACCUCCAGUCAAUGAACGUGAACACCCCCUACGCCAUCGCUGACGCACGCCAGAUGGGGCGCUCCCAAUCCAUCCUCAUCACCUUCGUCGGCACUUCUACUCUUCCCUCCACAAUCGUCUUCAACUGCGGGGUCUACCGCUGCCACCCGUUCCGCCCGAGAGCCGAGGCCUCGCGCUCGUGCGGGCUCCGGUUCGAGCGGAACGGCCCGUCAUCGCCCCCGGCCACCUCCAAGCACCAGCCUCCCCCACCAGCGCCACCCACCGUGCCCAUCCUCAAGACCCCCCGGCCUUCCCGUCCCCGCCACCACUCUGUCUCCCGUGGUGCCCAGUCUGCCAGCCGCCACCGCUCCGUCUCCUUCCCGCCUCUGCCUAGGUCCGAGGCGUCCACCGCCCCCGCCACCACCACCACAUCACCGGUAAGCUGGAAACCGCAGCCUCCCACGUCGGACCCCCAAACCGCGGCCCUCGAGGCCACUAUCGCUGCCCAGCAGCUCCAAAUUCAGGAGCUGUCGCGCCAGCUGCAGGCCGCGCUAGUGCGUCUGUCCUCCCCCGCUCCUCCUCCUACUUCCCCAGCUCCCGCACCUCCACAGCCGCCGUCGCUAGCUGUGGAGUCGAUGAAUACGGCAUCCUCGGCUGCAUCAUCGCGCGCCUCCUCUCCCAACCGCAGUCCCCCGCUCAAACGCCGAUCACCUUCCUCCGACCCCGUCGCGCCCGAGCGUGACGUGAUUCGCCAAACAACCUCCUUCUUGGAGGCGUUUGAGAAGCGCGUCAUGGCCCGCUUUGCGCGACUUGAGGAGCGCGUCGCCAGUAUCGACACCCGUGUGGCGGCCAUCGAAUCCCACCUUACCGCCCUAGACACCAGGGUCGCGGCCUUAGAGACCCGCCAAAGCGCCACUGAGGCCACCGUCGCACACCUGUCGCUCCCUGCCCCACUCACCCCGGCACCUACCCCAACUCUGUCGGGGGACUCCGCCAUCCAUCAUGGCCAGACACCCCACGCGCCUUAAUUUCUGGCAGUGGAACUGUCGGGGGUUCCGCAGCAAGCGGAACACCCUGCAGCUCCACCUCCAGAACAUCCCUCCCGACACUCUCCCCUCCGUCCUAGCACUCCAGGAACCCCUAACUCCCGUGAAACUGCGCGACUACACCU